CCUCUUCUUCUUCGACUCGCUCUCUUGCCUGUUUUCCCUCCCAGACGCGUCCGGAACGCCUCACGCUCACGACGUCUGCCUCCUUAUAUUCUCUUAUCCCUAUCUAUCGGCCCCCUCUAAUCCGACUCCUCCCCCACUCUCCCUCUCUCUCGACUGCCCUCUCCACUCAUGUCUCUCAAGGCAGAACUCGAGACCUGGGCCGCCGCCCUCGCCGCUUACGACGCAGAGGACUUUGAAAAGUCCCUCGAACUCUUCGCAGGAAUCGCCGACUCCUCCAAGAUCCUCACCAACAUCGGCCUCAUCUAUGCCACCCUCGGCGAGCACGAAGCCGCCGUAGAGCAGUUCACGGCCGCCACAGAGCUCGACCAGUACCUUGCCGUUGCAUACUUCCAGUGCGGCGUAUCCAACUUCCUGCUCGCGCGGUACGACGCGGCGUACAACGACUUCUCGAGCGCGCUGCUGUACCUGCGCGGGAACCAGUACAUCAACUACGAGCAGCUCGGGCUCAAGUUCAAGCUCUUCAGCGCGGAGGUGCUCUUCAACCGCGGCCUCACGCAUAUCUACAUGGGCAACGCCCAGGAGGGGCUGGCGGACAUGGAGGACGCGCGGCGCGAGAAGGCGACGGAGGAGCAUGGCGUGAUCGACGACGCGAUCCAGGACCGCGGCGAGGGCUACACCGUGUUCAGCAUCCCCGUGGGCGUGCUGUACCGCCCCGCGCAGAAGAAGCUCGAGAACUCGAAGGCGCGCGACUUCCUCGGCAAGGCGAAACUCGUCGCGGCGGAGUCGACAAACGACCUCUUCACGGAGUUCACGGGCGUCGCGCGCCUGAAGCAGGGCAUCACGCCCACCGGCAUCUUCGUCGACGACGGCCCGAACGCGGGCCUCCAGCGCGCAGCCACCGUCGCAACGAGCGUUCCCAAACCGGCGAACGGCGACGACCCGAAGCCGCCCGCGCUGCAGCGCGCGAAGACGACGAUCACCGUGCCCGCAGACGCGCGCGACCGCAUCCGCGCCGCGAACAUGGGCGGCGCCCCGCCCAACACGCCCCCCAAGGCCUCGCCCACCUCCCCCGCCGGCGGCGCAGGGCAACUCGGCCGCAGCGCGACGUCCGCAGGUGCCGGGCGUGCGCCCCCACCGCUCGGCCUGAACGGCCCGACGCGCGGGCUGAGCAUCCGCAAGGGCGGGUCGCCGACGGGCGCGGGCGGCCAGGGCGCGGGCGGGCGCAUGACGGAGUUCUACGACGACUACCUGGACGGGUACACGGGCGAGGAGGAGGCGGCGCAGGCGGUGCCGCCGCUGCCGCCCAGUGCGGAGGGCCGCGUCGCGAACUGGGUGAAGGGCUCGAAUGCGCAGGGCGCGAGUGUGGGGCGGAACGGGACGCUGAGGGGCGCGCCGCCGAGUAGUUAUGCGCCGAGCGCGGCGGGGACGGGGAGCAUGCGGCGGAAGCUGACAAGGAGGGGGACGGGAAGGGGGCCGAGCUCGAGGUCGGGGAGCAGCUUUUAUGGCGGGUAUGAGGAGGAGGAGGAGGGGUAUGUGAGUGGGGAGUAUGAGGAUGUGUUUGAGAUGGUGAAGAUCCGUGUCAAGUUGUACUACCGGGAGGAGGUGCGCGGGAUGGCGCUGCUGCCGGAGACGCCGUACGAGGAGUUCAUGGACAUGGUGCAGCGCAAGUUCGGCGUCGUGCCGGGCGCGCUCGGCAUGAAGUUCAAGGACGAGGACGGCGGCAAGGUCACGCUGCGCGACGACAUGGACUACGAGCUCGCGAUCGAGACCGCGCGCCACCACGCGAAGGGCCGCCCCGAGGGCCGGCUCGAGAUCUGGUGCAUGGACGAGUAGGCGCGCGCGGUCGGUUCGGGUUCGUCGUUCGUGUUGGGUUGUUAGGAAGGAUAGAUGGGGAGGAGGGGUGGGGUGGUUGCUUGGCUCGCGGAUCUCUGCUGUUUUCUUACUCUCACUCUCUCACUCUCGCUCACGUCUGUGUCUCUCCCUCUGGAUCUGCGCCUCUGCCCUGCAUUUCUGUGUCUAUAUACCACUAUCUAAUGUUAUCCUCGGUGUACAGUUGCGGAGCUCUCGCGUGUGCGUUGGCGAGCAAGCGAGCAGAGCUCUCGCGUGCGGCGCUGGCGAGCGGGCGAGCAGGCAAGUGUUCGGCUGAGACUGAAAGUCUGCGUGCUCGCCCACCCAGUCUAUACAGUACAUAACACGAUUGCGACUCUGCGUGAGCACUGGCCCGCUGGCAAUCAUUCAUGCGGCUGCUGCGCUCUUCUACUGAUUCCGACGCGCAAUACCAGUCGUGAAACGAAGCAAGAUAUCAAGCUCGAGAUUGCUCGCCGGCGGCUGCGUCAUCCAGUCGCAUGUCCGGCGGGACGUCGAGCGCGCAGUCUUGCGCAACGUUCCCUUGGAAGGCGACCGGUCGGCAACCCGCGUUUCAACGCCAAAGUCCACGGAUACCACCUCCCCUUGUUCUGGAUCGGCUCCCCUUGCAUCGACCAGAAUAACAGCGUGGAGGUCUCCGAGGCGAUGCCGUCAAUGUACGGGUGGUAUGCGCACGCCGCGAUCAUCUGCGGCUCAGGACCCGUCGCCCCUUCCCUCUCAAACUACAAUAUCUCCCUCCCCAGGAUCCCGACCCUCAACACCAUCGUUACAUGAAUGCGGUAUCCCCUCCGCGCUACCCAC
Molecule: messenger RNA, 2667 nt
Organism: Trametes versicolor FP-101664 SS1
Lineage: Eukaryota; Fungi; Basidiomycota; Agaricomycetes; Polyporales; Polyporaceae
Exons: 9
Coding region: 169-1833 (554 amino acids)
Molecular function (GO): protein binding
Source: RefSeq, a predicted model, not a curated record